UCACCUGGUCACACUGUUGAACAGCUGUUAGUGGUCAAAGACCCCCAAAAAAUUAAAUACAAAAGAAAUAAAGUCUGCCUACUGUGAAAGUAAUCCAAAAGUGUGAUUAAAACCAAAGCGGAUACAACAAGUAAUCCCUGAGGAAAUGGAAUCGGAUACGCUGGACAAGGAGUGUGCAGCGGCGGCCCUAAAGAAACUAUCGCAAAGUGAAAGUCCCGAAAGUGCGAAGAAAUGGGUGCCGAAUGUUGUUGCGGAGGGGGAGGUAGAAGAGGCGCCGCCAACAAAGAGACAAAAGACUGCAGACGAAAAGGAGGAUGACAAGAAGGAAGACGAAGAGAGCGAGGACAGCGAAGAAUCUGAUGAUGAAGCGGAUGACGAUGACGAAGAAAUUCCGCAACUAGUUCCCGCCCUGGGAAUUCCACAGAGUAACAGGAAAACCAGUCCGAGAUUCUUCCAGCGCAUCCCCGUAUUUAUCGUCGACUAUCACAACGAUGUUAUGGAGUUCAUCUACCGCUGCUUGGCUACCCGUCAUCUUCCCCUGGAGAACAACACUCUCGUCCACUUCGAUUCUCAUCCGGAUCUAGUCAUACCCCGUCACAUAGCCGCCAGUUCGACGUACGAAAAGGAAACCAUGCUCAACGAACUCAGCAUCGAAAACUGGAUCAUGCCCACUUUAUUUGCAGGACAUUUCAAUCGUGUAGUCUGGCUGAAGAAUUCGUGGUGCCAGCAGUUGCCCACUGGCAGGCACGACUUCAAGGUCGGUCAAAAGGAUGAUCGGAUUGGUGUGGACUGUCCGCUGGACUACUUCAUAGCAGAUGGCAACUACUGUGCUACCGAGGAUCUCCAGGACUCUAAGAGCGUGGAGCUGCAGGUACACGAUGCAGACGACGAAAGCCUCAAUCCCAAUGAUUUCCUGACGGAGAAGGAUGGCAAGGGAUUUGUUCUCGAUAUAGAUCUCGAUUUCUUUAGCACCUCCAAUCCGUUCUUAGAAAUCUACAAGGAUGCUGAUUGUUACAAUCAGUUAAAGGAGAUCUUCCAUUUCGAAAGCGUAGAAAUGGUGAAAAAGUCGGGUACUGCUACUGUAGCAGAUUAUAUGGCUACGGCAGACAAGCGACAGACGCAGUUGGAUGCUCUAAAGACUAUUUUCUGGCAUUUGGAGGAGGAGCGGAAUUUCGAGGGACUGGAGAAACCAGAUGAAAGCGUGGUUACUCCCGAGGUUUAUGAGAAGAUUUUAAGACUGGCUGAGCUGCUGCAGGAAAAAUACCCCGACGAUGAAAUUGACUGGCAUUUGAUCUUCGAUUCGGGCACUACAACCGACAACAAUGGCUUGCCCCAUCACAUCAGCACCGCUGAGGAAUUGGAGACGUACUUUGCGAACUUCAAGAGAUUUAUAGAACGCCUACCAGUUCCUCCCGUAGCCAUUACGAUGGCUCAUUCCGCUCAGGAUGAUUAUUGCCCCCAAGAUCAGGUGGCAUUUAUUGAGGAACGCGUUUUGCGGCUGCUAAGAGAAGUCUUUGGCGAUAGACUGCAUGAGAAAGCCAUUCUCCACUAUAUGGACGAUCCUUGGGAUGUGAUGAAGCUCUAAGCUUAUUAAUAUCUAGGGGGCUCUUGCACCCGCCAUCUCGAAUUGGUUUUUGACUUUACAAGUAAAACAAACCUCGUUUUGGGUGCAAAAACCCCACGAUUAGAAGAUCCCUGUAGUAGAACUAGAACUCAAAGAUGGAAAAUCCAAUUACCAUUAUAACAAUAUUUUUUACUUUUAAAUAUACGCAACGCAUAAGUAUUUUAAUUUGA
Molecule: messenger RNA, 1794 nt
Organism: Drosophila eugracilis
Lineage: Eukaryota; Metazoa; Arthropoda; Insecta; Diptera; Drosophilidae
Gene: MESR6
Product: UPF0489 protein C5orf22 homolog
Exons: 2
Coding region: 146-1585 (479 amino acids)
Source: RefSeq, a predicted model, not a curated record